AUGUCAAAGUUACUAGAGACAUAUGGUAACAAAGCAAUGAAUUUGGAUGGUAUGUUGGCUACCAAUAUCCAAUCAUUGGGUUACUUUAGAGAUUUAUAUUUCGAGGCACUACAAAACAAAACAAAACAAACAAAAUCUAGCUAG
Messenger RNA from Cavenderia fasciculata, 144 nucleotides. RefSeq lists its product as uncharacterized. The transcript has 2 exons. Lineage: Eukaryota; Evosea; Eumycetozoa; Acytosteliales; Cavenderiaceae. The coding region runs from base 1 to 144 and encodes 47 amino acids. The record is from RefSeq and is a predicted model, not a curated record.